CUCUUUCGACUGAGAGUACACACAGCCAUCUUGGAUCUAACGAAGCGAAGUGAAAUUGAUGCGGUGACAAAAGGCAUGUUUGGUGCUAGAAAGAAAUUUCCAGAGUUCGUCGAAGUAGUCGAUAACGACUUCACUGAUGAAAACAUGUACUACAACCAGAAUUCGAUGUUCCCACAUCGACCGGAGAAAGACAUGCUGUCCUCGCCGUCGCCAUCGUCGUCUGGUCAGCUGUCGCAGCUCGGCGCGAGUUUAUACGGCCCACAAAGUGCAAUCGGCUUCCCGGUGAGGGGCAUGGGGAACAGUACGCCUCAGCUAAACCGAAAUCUAACACAAGGCACGCAGCUACCAAGUCAUAUCACCCCGACAACGGGUGUCCCCACCAUGUCCCUCCAUACCCCGCCGUCGCCGAGCAGGGGGACAUUACCGAUGAAUUCGAGGAACAUGCUGAACCAUUCUCAGGUCGGUCAAGGCAUUGGAAUGAGCGGCAGGACCAAUAGUAUGGGCAGCUCAGGGCUGGGAAGCCCCAACCGGAGCUCGCCCAGCAUCAUCUGUAUGCCCAAACAGCAGCCGGCACGCCAGCCCUUCACCAUCAACAGCAUGUCGGGAUUUGGAAUGAACCGCAAUCAGGCUUUCGGGAUGAACAACUCGUUAUCGAGCAACAUCUUUAACGGCACAGACGGGAGUGAAAAUGUAACAGGACUAGAUCUGUCAGACUUCCCUGCAUUAGCAGACAGGAGUCGGAGAGAAGGGACCGGAAACCCGACACCGGUGCUCAACCCGCUGACCGGACGGGCACCUUACGUUGGCAUGGUGACAAAGCCAUCCACGGAACAGACACAGGAUUUCUCCAUCCAUAACGAGGACUUCCCUGCGCUGCCUGGGCCAAAUUAUAAGGACCCCUCGUUGAACAACGACGACAAUAAAACUAACUUGAACUCCACAAGUAAGAACACAUCCAGCACAGAUGGGCCAAAGUUCCCUGGAGACAAGACGGCCUCAGCACAGAACAACAACCAGAAGAAAGGGAUCCAGGUGUUGCCCGAUGGUCGGGUGACAAACAUUCCCUCAGGGAUGGUGACGGACCAAUUUGGCAUGAUUGGUCUACUGACGUUUAUCAGGGCCGCAGAGACUGAUCCAGGGAUGGUCCACCUGGCACUGGGAAGUGACCUCACCACACUGGGACUCAACUUAAAUUCACCAGAAAACUUGUACCCUAAGUUCGCGUCUCCUUGGGCCUCAGCACCAUGUCGACCUCAAGACAUCGACUUCCACGUUCCAUCAGAGUAUUUAACCAAUAUUCACAUAAGGGACAAAUUGGCUGCCAUCAAAUUGGCCCGAUAUGGGGAAGACCUGUUGUUCUACCUGUACUACAUGAACGGUGGGGAUCUGCUACAGAUUCUGGCUGCAGUAGAGCUCUUUAACCGGGACUGGAGGUACCACAAAGAGGAGCGGGUGUGGAUAACAAGAGCACCCGGCAUGGAGCCCACACUCAAGACCAACACCUACGAGAGAGGCACCUACUACUUUUUCGAUUGUCUUAACUGGAGGAAAGUAGCAAAGGAAUUCCAUCUGGAAUAUGACAAGCUGGAAGAGAGGCCUCACGUGCCAACGACCUUCAACUACAAUCCAGCCCAGCAGGCCUUCUAAGGCCCAACCAGUCCAAAGGCUGCAGCUGUCCCUGCACACAGCACUGUUGUCCACCAGGGGCGCUGUGGCACACACAGCUUGGUUUUUAUUCCUGGAGGAUUUGGCUCUUUGACUGCAGGGGUCCUUGUCAACUUUAAAACUGUCCUGCCUUUCCGAAUUUACAUGCUGCCCAAAACACCAACACUUGUUCCGUUUUUAUUCUUUUUGUUCCUUUGUUCCUCGUUUUUUUUUGUUUUUUUGGUCUUGUUUAGAGCAAGGUCUGUGUUAUGUUUACGUCUCUGAAUCUGAUGCCUGUUUUCUCCCAGGCUGACCUUGUGGCACAGUGACAGAACAAAAGUUCCACCACAUAUUUACAGCAAGUGUUAAGAACACGAAAAAGGCGGAAAAAGCUAAGUUAACAUCCUCGGACACAAGUGAAGGGGUGAAAGAAAUGCAAUGUUUAUUGUUGCACUAUAUUUAGUAAUAAAAGAACACAAAAUUUGUUUGUGCUUUUUUUAUGUGAACACUCCUUUAUGGUUUCUUUUUUCCCUUUUUAAAGUAAUCUAAGUUUUGGGUCAGAAAGCUCUGGUAACUUUCACGCAAUUCCAUUUCAUCUUCAUUUUUUCUUCCAUUUAGAUCCGUUCCUCAAAGUCCUGGAUUUGCACUAACAGCUUUUUUUUGUUUUUUUUUCCGUGUCCCUCCGUCUCUGUAACUUCCUUACCAGCCAAACAUGGAUACAAAUCUGGGAGACUACUUUGGUUUCCACAAAUGUGGAUAAAUCCUCACAGACGCUCAACAGCUACACAACUUUGCUCCAGAGCAAACAAAACACUUUCCAGUCUUUGUUACGACUUUGUAAGAAAUGUGUACAUUUUUUUCUUUGCAUCACAUAAUUUAGUAUAUGUAUGUACGAAUGUGUAUAUAUGAUUGCUAUAUAUAUAUAUAUAUAUAUAUAUACAUAUAUGUAGGUAUAUAUAUAUUUCAUCUAUUUUGGAAGAAACUUUGCCCUGCCUUGUACCUCAUUUUUUUUAUGAGGCGAGCAUGGAUAAAGAUAUGUGGAUGUAACAAAUUUCCUGGAUCUGCUGGUCAGGGUGUCAUACGACACUAUGGGCACCUACAUCAACAUAAUUCAAAUAAAAUGUCAUUAAAGGAAAGGCCUGAUUCCCAGCCUCCAAAGGAGAGAAAAAAAAGAAGUAAAUGUGAUCAUCUCCAGGGUUUCGAAUCCAAAGCAAAAGAAGGGAUUUAAUUUCACUUCUGGCUAUUUGAACUGCAGACAACAGCAGCAUUUCAUAGGAAACGGAAAACUGGCAACAGAGAAAAAAAAAAUCCAGACCAAUCUUGUAUUUUUUGAAGUUUAAAGCUUCUUUUCUUUGUAUUAAAGGAGAAAA
This is a messenger RNA of Menidia menidia (Atlantic silverside), 3014 nucleotides long. The record is from the annotation of a GenBank genome assembly. NCBI's taxonomy places the organism in Eukaryota, Metazoa, Chordata, Actinopteri, Atheriniformes, Atherinopsidae.